Leptomonas pyrrhocoris is the source of this 873-nucleotide messenger RNA. RefSeq names its product putative mitochondrial mitochondrial carrier protein-like protein. Gene Ontology annotation, molecular function: ferrous iron transmembrane transporter activity. The coding region runs from base 1 to 873 and encodes 290 amino acids. The transcript has a single exon. Gene Ontology annotation, cellular component: mitochondrial membrane. The record is from RefSeq and is a predicted model, not a curated record. Lineage: Eukaryota; Euglenozoa; Kinetoplastea; Trypanosomatida; Trypanosomatidae. Gene Ontology annotation, biological process: iron import into the mitochondrion.
AUGGCGCAUGCCGCUUCUUCGGAGGGCAAGAAGGAGUCCAAUGAGCCGCUGCAGUUCUCGUUUGAGGAGCUUGUGGCCGGCGGAGUGGCCGGCUUCGCGGAGCACUUUGUGAUGUUCCCCUGCGACACCAUCAAGACACGCAUGCAGGGUGGCCGUUGGCGCAGCAUCCGCUGCGUGGUGCGGCACGUCUGGCACCACGAGCGGCUGACCCACCUCUACCGAGGCUGUGUGCCGACACUCGUAUCGGCGGUGCCGGCGCACGGGGCGUACUUCAGCGUGUAUGAGGCCUUCAAGCGUCUCUUUGGCGAUGCAACGAACUACGACAUAGCCGCGGCGGCCAGCUUUGCCACGGUGGCCCACGACACCGUCUCGACCCCAUUCGAUGUCGUGAAGCAGCGCAUGCAGAUGGACAAGCACCGCACCUACUCCUCGUCGGUGGACUGCGUGAAGCGCAUCGUGCGUAGCGAGGGCGUGCCGGCGCUGUUCCGCUCGCUGCCAACGACGGUCGUGAUGAAUGUCCCACACUUCGCCGCCUACUGGGUGACCUACGAGAGCUUCCUGACUAAGCUGAGCGGCAAGACUUCACGCAACCGGGGAGAGGAGAUGACGUUGGAUUACAUGGCGGCCGGCUUUGUCGCUGGGGCGUGUGCUGCGGUGGUGUCCUUCCCCUUCGACACAGUCAAGACGCACCUCCAGCUGGGUCACGGGAGCGGCUUCCGUCACACGCUGAAGGGUUUGGUUGCACGGCGGGGUGUGCGUGGGGUGUUCGCGGGUGUGGUGCCGCGCAUCAUGUACACCGCCCCCUCUGGCGCCAUCAUGAUGGUGACGUACGAGACGGUGAAGAACGCGCUGGCGUUUGAGGAGGCUUUGUGA